Messenger RNA from Lithohypha guttulata, 2031 nucleotides. RefSeq lists its product as uncharacterized. The transcript is spliced from 2 exons. The record is from RefSeq and is a predicted model, not a curated record. NCBI's taxonomy places the organism in Eukaryota, Fungi, Ascomycota, Eurotiomycetes, Chaetothyriales, Trichomeriaceae. Bases 1 to 2031 code for a protein of 676 amino acids.
AUGGAGGACAAGCACUACACCACCGUCCAGCUUACAGAUCUGUCUUCCCAACACGAGUCUGAGCAGGAUCUGGUCGCCAAUGAGAACACGCAAGAUGUGCUGCCAACGGGAUCCUGGCCGCAAGAGCCUGUACCCUUGGCGCCUGAGAAGACGGUAUCACUGAUGCAGAACGCGCUCGAUGCUGGGAUGGUCAUCUUGUCAUUACUCCUGAUAGCGAAGGUUGCUCUCGUGAUCUACGCAUGGAAGAAGGAUAGUAUAUGGAGUGGCGGUUAUAUCGAUUUGGUCAGCGGUCUGACAAGGUUUUUGAUUGAAUUUAACAGUCAGAUGGUUACAGCGUUCACUAUCGUCUUUGUGACUAUUAUCUCUACCUUGGUCAAACGCUAUGCCUUGUUUAAAGCAGAAAAAGGUGCUUACAUCUCGGACCUGGAGCAAUUGCAGGGUAGUGUCAGUCUACCGAGUACAUUCAAGCUCAUAUGGUCGCUACGAGCCUUCAGCACGCAGUCUGUUGCACUUGUCGGAAUCUGGUGUUUUUAUUAUCUCGGUUCGCAAGCAAGUCAAAGAGAGUACGCAUUGGUCACAUCCAAUAGCUACAAAAAGGUUCCUGUUGGUAUACCAGGUCCAGACUAUGUCUCCGGAUUCAGCUCAAGAUGGGUUCCAGCAAGCACCCACACUGGCUUGACAAUCUUUAAGCCUGACCAGAUCAAUCUCGUCUAUACAUAUGCAGACUUGGUCGAUUACGACUACAAUAGACCUGAAUCAUCUUACGGCACAGAUUCGAAUGGGCUUGCACUCCUACCUGAUUUGAAGUAUUUGCUCAAUCCCCCUUUGAACGUGGCUGUCGGAUGGAUCAAGCCUGGUGUGAACCGUCACGGCUGGGUAGAUGUGUCGAAACAAUCACAGACCCAGAUGCAGAAAGCUUACUCAGCCAUGGUCGGAAUACAGCCUUAUAUGUACGACAAGAACGCCCUUGAUUUUGCAUACAGUGGGAAGGUUGUAGGAAAGUACACGAUGCGAACCUCUUAUUUGGACGUUGGUUGUGAGGCGCCUCAGCUCCAUCGAUACACAGACUUUCCUCUUAAUGCAUCGUCAAAUUACCAAUCGAUCUUCAACAUGACUACAAGCAGUACUGCCACUGAUGCUAAUGGACAACUUCUUCGGCAAUUCUAUUUGUGGCAUCGGUCGAUGUCUCCAGCCACAGAGUACGCUUCGUACACUGAAUCUAGCAUGCAGUUGCUCUGCAAUGUCAGCAGCAUCAACGUCGAGGUGGAAAUCAGGUGCAAAGAUACUGGCUGCUUUCCUCACGCAAUGCGCUACUUCAACGGGACGAGCCUCGAAACUGCGACUUCAUAUAGCACGCCCUUUGACGACGAUUCGUUUGCCACGAACUUCUUCGGCAAUCUCACGGAGAUCGCUGCCCAUGACAAAACCAAUCAACUGAACCAAUAUUUCGAAGGCCUCAGCGUCGAUAACACUACGACCCAAGACGAUCUCAACACACAAUGGCCUGGAGCGAACUGGCAAGCUCCAUUUGAGCAAGUUCUCAAGAAGGCUUUCAAUACAUACUACAUUCUUGGGCAGAAUCACCUUUCCCGACAAAGCGCACCUGAUUUCUCAGUACUCACGGCAACGGGUAGUGACAAAGGUUACCUACUGACCAUCAUGAAAGGCGCAAUAUACAAUCCUCACUACGCCAUAUUCUGGCCCUGGAUUGCCAUGGAUUUUGUUUCCUGCCUCAUCCUGCUUGUGGCUGCGAUUCUCUCUACCUGGUUGCGUAUCAAUACAUUGGCUCCUGAUAUCUUCGGCUACGUAUCUAGCUUGACAAGAGACAACCCAAAUAUCGAUCUACCGAACAAUGGAACCACGCUGGGAGGCAUCGAAAGAGCGUUGAUGCUGAAACGGGUCAAGAUAAAGAUUGGAGAUGUAAGUGCACCAGCUGAGCCGAAUAGAGUUGGGCUUGCAAGAGUGGACUCUGAGGUUGGGAGAAGCCGUCGGCAUAUUGAAGAGCUUAAGAGUACUGCUGCUUAUGUAUAG